GCCAGCCGUGGCCUGGAAAAAGGCAGACUGAGAUAUGACCAGCACGGUGCUGGGCGUGGGGGCCGGUGUGUUCAUCCUGAUCCUGCUCUGGGUGGUGGUGCUGGUAUUGUGUAUGCUGCUGGCCAGAACCUCGGGCCUAGCCAGAUUCUCUGUUAUCUUUUUCUUCCUUGGAGCUGUGAUCAUCACCUCAGUCCUGCUGCUCUUGCCCCGUGCUGACGAACUCCCAGUUCCUGUAGUGGAAACCAAGAUUGUGGACCGUUUCUUCAUUGGCCGCUAUGUCCUGCUGGCUGUCCUCAUGGCUGUCUUCCUUGGAAGCCUCUUCCUUCUUCUCGUCCAUCACGUCCUGGAGCCCGUCUAUGCCAAACCCCUGCACUCACACUGAGCUGCU
Messenger RNA from Suncus etruscus (white-toothed pygmy shrew), 388 nucleotides. It is a transcript of the gene TMEM218, whose product is annotated as transmembrane protein 218. The record is from RefSeq and is a predicted model, not a curated record. NCBI's taxonomy places the organism in Eukaryota, Metazoa, Chordata, Mammalia, Eulipotyphla, Soricidae. The transcript is spliced from 4 exons. The coding region runs from base 35 to 382 and encodes 115 amino acids.